This is a messenger RNA of Dentiscutata erythropus, 244 nucleotides long. The record is from the annotation of a GenBank genome assembly. Lineage: Eukaryota; Fungi; Glomeromycota; Glomeromycetes; Diversisporales; Gigasporaceae.
AAAGGAAGCAAUUCGCAAGAUGAGCAAGAAGGGCACACAAAACUCAGGAAUUACGAGAAACGAAAAUUCAGUUUCUAACGAAUCCUCAGAAACCAUAGCUACAUCUACAAGCCCAAACCAAGACGUCCAGGAUUUGUAUGGAGGUAUAGAUAAUCAAACGAGAGCUUACGUAGACACAGUGAUCCAAUCAACAGCAGCAGCAUUAAUGCAGAACAUGCAGCAGCUAAUGGACCAACAAAUCUAG